This is a messenger RNA of Dracunculus medinensis (Guinea worm), 1473 nucleotides long. Lineage: Eukaryota; Metazoa; Nematoda; Chromadorea; Rhabditida; Dracunculidae. The record is from the annotation of a GenBank genome assembly.
AUGUCAACGGCGAGUUCGUCAUCAACGACAGUUUCAUCAACCGAUGAUUGUGAUAAUAAUCGAUCUCGGUUGACAGAUGAUCAAAAUAAUUCAACUGAUUUUUUUCCGAGUUCAAAUAUCAGAAUUUUUCGUUCUCUUCUCGAAAAUAGUAAUGCGGAAAUGAAAGAAGCGAUGAUUUGGGAACUCUUGGUUUCUUGCGAUGAAUCAAAUUUAGAAUAUGCUUCUCGAAUAUUAGAUUUUAUACGUCAGAAACAUAUUAUUCAUACGAGAAGCGAUCCAAUUAGUUCGUUACCACCUCGAAUAGCCAUUAAAAUUCUUCGUCUUCUCGAUCCAAAAUCAUUAUGUAAUUGUAUGCUUGUUUGUCGAGCUUGGAGAAAUCUUUGUAAUGAAUCUUGUUUAUGGAAAGGAUUAUGUAAUUCUGCCAGUUUUUAUCGAAUAUGUUCAUGUGAAGCAGAUCAGCAACAUCUUCUGAAACAUCGAAAUCGUGAUGGCACUUUUUCUUGGAAAAAAAUUUUCAGUGAACGAUAUAGGCUGUGGAAAAAUUGGCUUACUGGUCGGUGUGUGAUUCGUACUCUACUUGGGCAUACACAGGGUGUCACUUGUGUUCAAUUCGACGAUGAGCGUAUAGUAUCAGGUAGUAUUGAUAAGACUAUACGGGUAUGGGAUGUUAAAUGCAAUACUAUGACUGGUGUUGGCACGAUGACUCUCACUGGUCAUUCAAAUACUGUCCGUUGUUUACAUCUUUCAGGAAAUCGUCUUGCCUCCGGUUCCAAUGAUUUUUCAAUUAAAAUCUGGGAUUUGGCAGUAAACAGAACAUGGUCAUCAAUUGCAUGUCGUCAGACAAUGCUUGGUCAUGGAAAUUUCGUUCGAUGUUUACAGAUGGAUGACCAUGAGUUAAUCAGUGGCUCUUACGAUUGCACAUUAAAAAAAUGGUCUUUGGCUACAGGCCAGUGCUUGUCAACGCUAAAAUGCGAAUAUUUUUUAUAUUUUAGUGGUCAUAACGGUGCAGUUAUCUGUUUGCAAAGCAGUAAUGGAAUGCUAGUGUCAGGUUCAGCGGAUCUUUCGAUCAAGUGCUGGGAUAAUCGAAGUGGAAUUUGUACAAUGACGCUGCAUAAUUCUCAUAGUAACGUUAUAACAUGUGUACGAUUUGAUAACGAGCGAAUUAUUUCAGGCAGUGUUGAUCAGACAAUAAAGAUGUGGGAUUUGAGAACUGGCCGCUGCCUUCAAACAUUGGAUUGGAAAUUGAGAGAAGGGCAUACGGGAGUCGUACGUAAUUUACAAGUUGAUGCUUGGAGAAUAGUGUCAGCCGCCGACGAUCGGACUGUAAAGGUUUGGGAUAUCCAUUCCGGUGAACGUCUUUGUACUUUAUAUAAUCAUACAGAUGGAGUCACUUGUCUUCAGUUUAAUGAUUAUCAGAUUGUUUCCGGUUCUUAUGAUAAAACUGUGAAAUUAUGGGAUUUUCGUGUUUGUUAA